Meleagris gallopavo (turkey) is the source of this 7840-nucleotide messenger RNA. It is a transcript of the gene SLC37A1, whose product is annotated as solute carrier family 37 member 1. The record is from RefSeq and is a predicted model, not a curated record. Gene Ontology annotation, molecular function: glucose 6-phosphate:phosphate antiporter activity. Gene Ontology annotation, cellular component: endoplasmic reticulum membrane. Gene Ontology annotation, biological process: glucose-6-phosphate transport; phosphate ion transmembrane transport. NCBI's taxonomy places the organism in Eukaryota, Metazoa, Chordata, Aves, Galliformes, Phasianidae.
GAGUCCGGUGAGAGUACAGCGCUCAGCCCUGGGGCGCUUUGACCUCGGCCCGCGCUCGGCGUUCGGGGGCUGGGCCGGCCUGUGCUUCCUCGGCUCCGGGGCGGUUUGUAACGCGGUGUUACGAGCUCCAGGAAUGGACUGGCUGUGUGCUUCCAGGAACCUUUGGCCUGUGUUUUUUAAUCAAUUAUCUGUUUCCUGCUUGCUGCACUAAUGUUAACUGGCAUGGAGCUGUGUCAGCAGAGGGGCAGCUGGGGGUUAGGGAAAGGAUCUGCACCAGAGGGAGGUGGGCAUGGAAUGGGCUGCCCAGGGCUGUGGGCACAGCCCCCAGUGCCGGAGUUCAAGGAGCAUCUGGACGAUGCUUUCAGACAUAGGGUUUGAUUUUGGGUGUUCCUGUAUGGAGCUAGGAGCUGGACUUGAUCUUUGUGGGUCCCUUCCAGCUCUAUAUUCUAUGGUUCUAAACAGAUAUGGCCAUUAAGGUUGCCCUACAAUCUCUAAAGCCAAUGGAUCUGACUAUUUCUGGGCGAGGCUUUGCUGCUGAGUAUUACAAUAUGCCUCCGCUAUGCAUAUGUCUGAAGGCCUCUUGAGCCCACACCCUGAGGACUUGGAUUUGGUGUAUGGAGAAGCAGCAGACAGUGUGUGCCUGUCCUCAAACGCAGCAGUGCGCAGAGAGGCAGGCGCCAGGCAGAAACUCCACACUGUUCUUCCAGCACAGCUAACCUUUGGUUUGCAGUAUUUCUGGUGAGAAAGGCCAGUUACGAAUGACCAUGUUUUCCUGAAAUAGGAAGAGAGCUGUGUUUCAGAUGGUGCAGUGGAAGACUGAAGAAACAACGUAAAAUUUCUAAGGUUAAAUACAGGUGCUAAGUACUACAGUGUUGCUUCACGCGUUGCAGUACAGCCAAGAGGAAGUGCAAGUAUUUGCUCUCCCUUAGGUAAAAAUGUUGUUGAAAAUGAAAGUACAAAAGACCAGUUCAAGUGAUUGAAGUUUGUCUUUGUGCUUUGUUAGUGAAAUGGAAAUGUAACAAAUGUGUUGGUAAAUUACCAGUUAUUUGUUGUGGUCUGUUAGUGCCCUUUCUGAAUAAUAGCUUGUUUUAAGAAACUGAUCUUACCUACAGGAGGAUACGAUUUUAAUAACCUGUUCACGACUUUUAUUGUCAGAAGUUUCUUGGCUUUUGUGUGAGAAGUUUUAUUUGCUAAUAGAGGCAUGACCUGGAAGUCAGAGGAACUUCUGGAUAUAGAGAGACAAGGUGUUGACAAGGCAUUGAGAACUUGAGGCAUGAAACAUGCUGCAGACUUUGCAAGGCCGUGGUCUGAGCCCCCUGCUGCACUAGAUAAGAUGAAAUCAGCCCCUGCCAAAUAGACUCGGAGUGUGGUUCCAAUGUCCAGUCCUCCUUGUGGAGCUCCAGGGCUCUGCAUUUACAAUAGGGAGUUAGGAGCUUGUGGUUUUAGCUUUGGUUGUCUUUGUUGGAUUGUUAGUUAUUGUCUUCCCAAUGAGCACUUUGGAGGUGUGAGCGUGAUCCGUGCAGCAGGUGCAGGGAUUUGCAGCCUUCUGUGAACACAUAGCACUGAAACCUUUUGUAAGAUGUGUGAAGUCUUUUUGCAACUGCUUACACUGAGACUGUUCAAAGUAACCUGCUGAACAAUUCCUUUUCUGUGGUGGCCACUGCCUUAUCCCUCGAUAUUUUAAAGAAACCACAUGAAUAGGCUUAAAGACUUCGGAUCUUUGUUCUUUGCAAGCCUCCCACUUUUUUCCUCAGUAGAUAUUUCUGCCACCUCACUUACAGUGAGAUCACUUAACUCAAAUACCAAAACUGUUAUUUAACUGAGAGAAAGGGGAGAUGGAGUCGGGAUGUUGAAACAGAUCAGCUACUGCUGGAAGAAAAAGUUCAUUCUGCUCCUUUGCCCACCUCUUUUUCCUCUUGCCUCUCUUUCACAGGAGCUAUCUGUAGCUCAUUUCUAACCAAGUAUGAGAUUACUGAUGAUCAUGUGUUGGUCUGGAAUUCAGCUGCCAUAACAACUAGUUGUUGCUAUAAGGGGGCAGUGCCAUCUUCAGUCCCUGUCCUUAUGCUCCUGCUGCUUCAGAUUUAUCCUGCUUAGCAGUUUGAUGGCCAGAGAGGAAGUUAGUAUUUUCUGCUGGAUCAUCUGGUUUUCAGGGCAGAUUUUCUGAUAGAUCAGCCGUCAGAACCAUCGAUGUGUGGCAACAAAGACCAGUACACAAGGAGGCAGGAACCCACAGUUGGGAGUGGGAGCAGGGUAGGAGACUCCUGGCAGGAAAGCUGGGAAUGAUUAUAGGGUUUGCUGAUUGAUUGCACAGUCUGAUGGAGAGCGCAGGGAAGGAGGUGGAGCACACCAAACAAGAUUAGCAAGUCCAUUCACUUUUGGAGAAGGGAGAUAGCAAGGACACAAUGUGCCUCGCACCCCAGUAAGCCAACCAUUGCCAAGAGAGGUGGUGUAAACCCAUCCCUGGAAACGCUCAAGGUCAGACUGGACAGGGCUCUGAGCAACCUGAUGUAGCUGUAGGUGUCUCUGUUCAUUGCAGAGGAGUUGGACUAGCUGACCUUUAAAGAUUUUUUCAACUGAGACAAUUCUAUGAUUAUAGGACACUGUGAAAACCAAAAAGCAUGGCAAAAAUAUGCAUUAGAAUAAUGAACCAGACCCUUGAUCUGGUCAGCUUUGGCACAAGGGGACUGAGUUCAUUGUUGUCGUUCAGCUGGCUGAGGACCAUCAACUUUGAUUUCUGUAAUAAGGUAAAGGAUAAAGAUGAGAGGAGAGAGGCUCAUACCUCAGCCUGCUAGGUGGCAGUUUCUAAAAUUUUCAGAUUAAGCCAGCCCUUUGGUUUUGCCAGGUGUGCUUUCUUCAGAAGAGAUUUUGCUUUAUCUCACUUCCCAUUCUUUUCCAGGAGAGCAGUUCCUGUAUCCUACCAACUUCCAGGCUCAGGAAAAUGUGCCUGGUGCUGACUUUACAAGCUUGGCUGGUGACACGGCUGGGGUUACGUUGCAGAUCCUGGUCAUAGUCCUGGCACAUCAUUUGUCAUCCUGUUGGGAUGGCCCUGCUGUUAGCAUACAGGGAGGCUCAGCUUGCCUACUUGAUUUGCAGUCACACCUUAUGCCCACAGAGCCUUUUGUCAUCUUACUCAACAGCUGGCUCAGACUUGCUGCAAAAUAAUUGCAGCUAGUUCCUGUUGCAGUACCUGUAAUAAAGGAUCAGUUGCUUCUGUUGAGGUGCUUCAGCUGGAAUUCUCCUACAUUUUAAAUCGAACUGAAUCAAUGCUGCCGUAAUCUCACUAUUUCCCUGCGUGCCAGGGGAUGUGAUUCACAUAUGUGCAUGAGCCUGACUGCUGGGUGAGCUGCUGUAAGGAGCUCAGAUCAGCAAUUAACAAAAACAGAGAGAAGUACUUGCCACGUAGUGGCUGAAGUUACAAGAGCAAGAUCUAAAGGGAAGCCUUCCAAGUUUGCAGCCUACAAUUGCAUGGCUUGUGGAAGAUCUUUAAUAUACAUUCUGAACAGCAGCUAAGGUUUUCACAAGCACGUAACUGUCGCCUAAAAUUUGAUACCAGCUGUAGAUGGCUCAGCUGCCUCCCGGGAUUCGCUUCAUCACUUCAUUUUCACGAGAUCAGUGGUAUAGAGCCUUCAUUUUUACUCUCACCUUCUUCUUAUAUGCCAGCUUCCAUUUAUCAAGGAAACCUAUCAGUAUAGUCAAGGGAGAACUACAUAAGCAUUGUGCUGCUUCACAUGAAGUUGAACUUAGCUCCUACAGAGAAUAUGCUGCCCAGACUCAGUCUGUCAAAAAGCCAUCUAAUGCAUCUCAGUGUGGAUGGGAGCCAUUUGAUAAGAAUAACUACAAGCAGUUACUGGGAGCACUGGAUUACUCAUUUCUGUGUGCAUAUGCAAUUGGAAUGUAUUUAAGUGGAAUAAUAGGAGAACGGCUGCCCAUCCGGUACUAUCUGACAGUUGGAAUGCUUGCUAGCGGGCUCUUCACUGCAAUGUUUGGAUUGGGUUAUUUCUGUAAUAUACAUAAUCUGUGGUUUUACAUAAUGGCCCAGAUAGCUAAUGGGUUGGUGCAGACUACUGGCUGGCCAAGUGUCGUUACAUGUAUUGGCAACUGGUUUGGAAAAGGAAGGAGAGGUUUGAUCAUGGGAAUCUGGAAUUCACACACAUCAGUGGGAAACAUCUUGGGAUCCUUAAUUGCUGCUUACUGGGUAUCUACAUGCUGGGGUCUCUCCUUUGUGAUGCCUGGUGUUAUCAUUGCUGUGAUGGGGAUUGUUUGUUUCCUCUUUCUUAUUGAACAUCCUAAAGAUAUAAGUUGCUCCUGCACGCCAUCCAGUCGUGAUCAAGAGCCCAGUAUUUCUACAGAGUUUGUAGUGAGUUCUAAAGCAUUCCUGAAUGGUGCAUCUCGGUUCAGAGUCCAGAUGCCAACCUUAAAUGCCAAGGAAACUAGCAAGUCUCAGGAUUCAGAAAUGCAGCAUUUGCUUAUUGACAGUGAAAAUUCUAUGACAUCACAGAAUUCCAACACUAUGGGCACUGGGGAAGGCAGACAUGGGACAUCAGCUAUCAGCUUCCUUGGUGCUUUGCGAAUACCUGGAGUCAUAGAGUUUUCCCUAUGCCUUUUGUUUGCAAAGCUUGUGAGCUAUACUUUUCUCUUCUGGCUUCCCCUCUAUAUCACAAAUGUAGAGCACCUUGAUGCCAAAAGAGCUGGGGAUCUUUCUACACUGUUUGAUGUGGGUGGAAUCUUUGGUGGAAUUUUGGCAGGCCUGAUUUCAGACAGGCUAGAGAAGAGAGCAUCGACCUGUGGAAUGAUGUUAUUGCUUGCAGCACCCACAUUGUACAUGUUCAGUACAGUCAGUAAAAUGGGCCUUGAGGCUACUGUAGUGAUGCUGCUUAUCAGUGGUGCCCUGGUGAAUGGCCCUUAUGCAUUGAUUACUACUGCUGUCUCUGCUGACUUGGGUACCCAUAAAAGCCUGAAAGGGAAUGCAAGAGCCUUGUCCACAGUAACAGCAAUCAUCGAUGGAACAGGAUCUGUAGGUGCAGCUUUGGGGCCUCUCUUGGCUGGUCUCAUUUCACCAUCUGGUUGGAACAAUGUGUUUUACAUGCUCAUGGUAGCAGAUGGGUGUGCCUUGCUGUUCUUACUCCAUCUUAUUCAGAAGGAACUAAGGUGUAAUGCAGAUCAUACCCUGUUUAAGGAACACUGAGUUGAGAGACCGGAUUUGGAACAAGGACUGCGUUAGUGACCAGAGCCUCUUCCCUGAAAGAAACCUUAAUGGAAUGUGUUACUCUAUUCGUAAGAGGUUCUGUUCGGUGAAGAAUUUUGCACGUUUACUGGAAGUAAUUUGAGAAAUGCAACUGGUAAAUCCCUGAAGCUCUUAUUUUUGCACAUGAAUAAGUACCUCAGGAUGGCAACUAUUCAUCAGAUGAAGAGACAGGAACUUUGGGAAGCUUUGAGCAGAUUGCCUCAACUGAGCCAAAGAGAAAUACCAAGUGCCUUUUUUAUUUCUUUUGAUAGGAUGUUUUUAAUGAAAAUGCUAUACUGUGUAUCUUCUAAAAACAAGUCAAAAGUGGAGCAGAAGGAGGUUGAAAUCAUAACAGACAGCCUGGCAGUGAAAUGUCCCCUUGCUGGUGAGCAAAGUAUCCCGUACGUCAUCUUGUGCAUCACUGUGACUGAGGGCAUCACUUUGUAGAGAAUAAUACCAUCUGGUUUUUAAUAUGCACUGCUGUUAGUAUUUUGAAGCUGCUCAGACAAUGAUAACCUCAGCAUAUUAUUAGUUUUUAACUACAGCACAAAUUCUAAUCCCAAGGACAACACCCAACCUUGUGGUAAGUGAUGAAAUAGAAUUUAUAGUUGCAGUGUACCGUGGUUAGAAGUUUUCACAAACUAUUUAGGUGGGUGCUAUUCUGCAGUUAGGAUUGUGUAAAAAUUAGUCCUAAGCAUCAAAAAGUAGAUUAUGAGUCAGAAUUUCCAGUGCGGGACUCAAAUCAUUUUCAGGGCAUUCUAGUAAAAUGAUUGUGGAAAUGUCACAUCAUUAUUGUGCUGCUCCUCUAGGCUGGGUUGAAAUGAGAGAUUGUUCCUUUUGAGGGGGCAGAGAAAAGAAUGCUGCCAUACCUUUGAAUUACUGGAUUGAAAAAAUGAGCUGCUGUAGUGCUCAGUGCCACAGUGAUCUCUGUUGGGUACUUGCUUAUUUCAGCAGUGUCAUUUAUAUUUGGAAGUCUUUGACAUAUCAAAGCCUUAAUAACCAGAAAUCUCUUUCACAUGGCUAAUUUAAAGUGGCUUUGAAUUUCAGAUUCAGAGCCAGAAUACUUGUCUAUAAGAAAAAGUGGUAGGUUGUAAAAGAACAUUUCGGUAACAAGUGUUACCCAGCAAACAGACAAUUCAAUGUCUUCUAAACAUAUCAUUUCUUCAUACAGGUAUCUCCCUAGCAAAAUAGAUGUUUCUGUGAUCUUUUUUUUAAAGAUGUACAAAGUAUAAAGGAAUUUUUUUUGUAUGAAGUGUUUCUACUUUGAUUGUGAAGAUUAGGUAAUUUAAGCUGUGUAUUGUUCAUAACUGUAUUUAUUAAAGCUGUAGGGACAUGUCCUGUUCUGAACUGUGCUCUAAGUUUUGUGAAACAAUGCAGUGAUCUUUAUACUUGAUUAACAAAACAGCACUCUAAAAUAACCCUGCAAAAUGUAAAGAAAUGUCUCAUCAGCUGCUGAUAUUCUGUUCCAUGUGUUGGCACAAUACUUGAUUUCCAGGGCAGUUUUGUAAUUUUUUAAUCUCCGAUGAGUUACUUCCCUGGUUUAGUUCAGCGUGUGUUUUCUGCUUAACUUGAAUGUUGUGCUCAUAUUAAACUGUUUUGCUGAACAGAGGCACAGAGAAGAUUUUGGCCCCACAGAGGCUCAUAGCAGGUGCCAGAAUCCUUGCAGGUGAAUGCUGUACAGUCUCAGAAGCUGUAGUUCCCUAGCUGAAUGGUUAGCUGCACGCCUUUUGUGUAAAGCUGUUGAGGCCAGCGGGGAUGCUCAGCCUGCCCUCGCAAACACAUGCUGCAGUUGGGCCUUAGGCUGUAGUUAAAUGUAGCAGAAUUCUGCUGCAGAUCUGAGGAAUCAUUUGUGAGGAAAAAUAACAUUGCAAUUCCAAAAGAGCUGCGCUGGCAUGAUUUUCAAGACCUGUGUGAGAAGGGAGGGAUGGAGGACUUCCUUAGCUGAAGAUGCCCAUCCUUUCCCCCCAGAAGGGCUGCAGAGCUGUGUUGCUAGUUUGUCAAAAUGAUUUAUACUCUUAAACUCUGCUGCACUCAGAUUUUGAGGGGUUGUUCCCCAUGGGCUGAAGUCUGAAGUUAAAAUGCUUUCAGUUGUAUUGAACAGUUAUACGUUGUAAAGAUGUGGAAGCGUGGAUUCUGUGUUUUACUUGAUGGGGCUGCUGUUAUUUAUUUAUUUAUUUGAAUAGCUUUUGUACCGAAGUGACUUGGACGUGGGAUUAUGACAAUAUAGGAGGUGCUGGCUGAGUCCUUCCUUCCAUUGAUCACAGGAGGUAAUUGGGACUCUCGCUGCCGUGGUGGCUCUUUCCUUGCUUAACGAGCAGUGUUUCAGUUCCCCCCCAAGCAGUGAAUGUGUUGGAUGAUAAGAUGAAGAUGACUGCUCUUUUGUAACCACCCCAGGGGUCCCUAAAAAGUGAGCAAACUGUUUUGUUAUUAUUGGGUGUUAAUAUUCAUUACUCUGGAAAUGAACAAAACUGACAAAAUGUUGUAUAUAGAAACAUGAGUGACUGAUAGGUAGAACUGAAUUUGAAUAAGACUACAGGGUUUGGGUUUUGUGUUUUUUUUUUUAAUGCUGGUUAUUCUCGAUUUUUUAUCUAUAUAACUUCUGUGUUGAAUAAAAAC